Amphiprion ocellaris (clown anemonefish) is the source of this 2873-nucleotide messenger RNA. RefSeq lists its product as uncharacterized. The record is from RefSeq and is a predicted model, not a curated record. Lineage: Eukaryota; Metazoa; Chordata; Actinopteri; Pomacentridae. The transcript is spliced from 7 exons. Bases 1920 to 2429 code for a protein of 169 amino acids.
UAGGUGGCAGCAGGACUGCGUUGCUGUAGAGGGAGAUAGACGUAGCGUUAGCUCUCUGUGAGGAGAGGAAACGGGAUCCAGACCUGGAGAUUUUCCAGCAGUGUCUGAAACUUAUUUGUUGUAAUAGCCUGCACUGUGUGAGGUGUCUCGGUUUGAGGAGGGAGCUGUGUCUGCCGCUCUGAGCCGGUUUCUACCGCCAGCAGUGACCGUGGCUGUGGACGACCAUCGUGGAUUCUCUGUUCUUAUGCAGGAUUUGGAUCGCAGACCUUCUCUGUCAGUAAGAUUUUUCCUUCAGGAACGCCUCAACCAGUUUUCUUUGACUCAGACUCUUCUUCUUCUACGCCGUCAACCUGCUGACGCCGUCGUUCCGCCUCUAUCUGGGUCGACGGCGACUCUGAAACCUGCCGAAGCGGAAAAAAAGCAGAAAAAAACCAAAAACAACCUGCAGAGUCAAAGAUUCUUCGGCUGCGAUGCCAUAACCCAGUUUUAAUCCGACCGCAAAGAACGAACGCCAAGAAGCAGGUUCAACCCGAAGGAUGACAUCAAGACGAGUCAGCAGGAAGAGGAGCGACGAAGAGGAGGUGAAGAAGAAGAUGAUGAAGAAGAUGCAGGAGAUGAAGAUGGAGGUGAUAAAGAAGGAGGAGGUGAUGAAGAAGAUGGAGGUGAAGGAGUAGAAGAAGAAAAAACACGAAGAAGGACAAGGAGGUGAUGAAGGAGUAGAAGAACAAGGAGAAGAAGGAGGUGAUGAAGGAGAAGAAGAAGCUGAGGAGAUAAAAUAUUUACGGUAAAACAAAGGAGGAGUUUUGAGGAAAACGAAGAAGAAGAAAAUGGAGGAGAUGAUGGGAAAGGAGACAAGGAGAAAUGAGAGAAAUGGGGAAGACAUGAGGAGAAGGAGGAGAAAGAUGGCAGGAAAAGAGGGCAGGAAAGAGUAAGAAUCAGAAGGAGUCAAAAUGAGGAAAAAGAAGAGGUGAAAAGAGGAGAGAAAAUGUGGGAAGAAAGGAGGAGAAGGAGAAAAACUGGGAGGAAAAAAGGAGGAAAAGGAGAUGAAGAAAAGAAAGGAAGGAUGUAGGAAUCGAGGAGAAAACUGAUGAAAGAUGUCAAUAAAAGAGGAGAAGAAAAAGGAGAAUAAAGGAGGAGAGAAAACUGAAACUGGGAAAACCCAGGAGGAGGAAGUUUGAGGGAAGAAAUAGGAGAAAGAAAUGUGAAAGGAGGAGGUGAAAUAUGAGAAAAAAGGAGAACAAAUGGACAAAAUUAAGGUGUAAAAAGGAGGAGAAACAAAGGAGAAAUAAAUGAAUGGGGAAAAUAAGAGGAGAAGCAGGAGGUGAUGUCAGGACGGAGAUUCCUCAGGAAGAAAAGAAAAUAAAGGAGGUGAUGAAGGACAGAGGAGAUAAAAGGUGAAGGUAAUUUGGGGGAAAAACUGAAGAGAAAGUAAAAGAGGAGGAUCAGGUGACGUCCAGAAUCUGGAAGUUUUCAUCUGCGGUCAAAGAGAAGAAGAAGAAAAGAGGAGGAGACUCAAAGAGGAGGAGAUAAAAAGCUUCAGAGGAGGAGAAGAGCAGCAGUUAGAGAACCGGCACGACGGAGAACAUCUCCAGAACCUCCUCAGAACAUCACCAGAGCAUCUCCAGAACAUCUUCAGACCUCCAGAACGUCUUCAGAACAUCUCCAGAACAUCUUCAGAUCUCCAGACCUCCAGAGCAUCUCCAGAACGUCUUCAGAACAUCUCCAGAACAUCUUCAGAUCUCCAGACCUCCAGAGCAUCUCCAGAACGUCUUCAGAACAUCUCCAGAACAUCUUCAGAUCUCGAGACCUCCAGAACAUCUCCAGAACAUCUCCAGAACAUCUUCAGACCUCCAGAACAUCUCCAGAACGUCUUCAGAACAUCUCCAGACCUCCAGAACAUCUUCAGAACCUCCUCCAUCAUGUCGUUGUCGUCGCUCCUCAUCAGGACCCUCCUCUGCCUCCUCCUCGUCUCCACGGCGACGGCUGAGCUCACCUGUUGGCAGCAGGUUCCACCUGUUCUGAUCCGAGACCUGUGGAACCAAAGCAGACUUCUGAUCAACGACCUGCCGACAGAAAACUCGUCGGUUCAACACAGAUUCCUGCCAAACUUCUGCACCAAAUGUCCUGAGCUUGUGAUUGGCUGGUCGGACAUGAAGGCUUUGAUUGACGUCUAUCAGAGGAGUGUCUUCAAGAGAUCAGCUGUUCAGAAGCUCCUCCCACUUCACUACCCGGAAAUGAUGCACCGCCUCCAACACACACUGCAGCGCUGCGUUUCUUCCUCUGAAACUCCAAAACAUUUGAAACUCAUCCAAAAACGUGAACAAAAAAUAGAAAAGAGACUCGGAGACAAAGGAGCUCUGAAGGCCGUGGAAGAGUUGGACUUCGUCUUCAGCUGGAUCGAUGAGCUGCUGCAUCAUCGCGUUCAGUAAAACCUCACAAUCAGUGACGUCAUAAUCGUAAUCAGUGACAUCAUGAUCGUAAUCAGUGACAUCGUAAUCAUAACCAGUGACAUCAUCGUCCUCGGUGUCGUCAUCAUCACUCUGGAUUGUUUUUAUUAUAGAAGUUAGUGUUAAGUGAAUUUUUGAAGUAUUUAAAACUGUAUUUUUGCAGCUUUAAUCAGUUUUGUCACUUAAAUAGUAUUAAUUAGGAUUUUAUUAAUAUUUCAAACUUGUAUCAGUGUUGCUUUAUAUUUUUUAUUUAUUCGCAUUGAAGUAUUUAAUGAAGGAAAACUUGAGAACUUAAUAUAUUGAAUACGUAAACGAAUGAAGGAACAUAUUUUUAUAUAAAUUAAUGCUUUUAUCUGUAUUUAUGUUAAGUUAUAUUGAAUUCGGCAAAUUCUAGUAGAAAUAAAGUAGAUUAUUUUUUUUAUCUUC